Messenger RNA from Drosophila takahashii, 606 nucleotides. RefSeq names its product lithostathine-like. Gene Ontology annotation, molecular function: carbohydrate binding. Gene Ontology annotation, cellular component: external side of plasma membrane. Lineage: Eukaryota; Metazoa; Arthropoda; Insecta; Diptera; Drosophilidae. The record is from RefSeq and is a predicted model, not a curated record. Gene Ontology annotation, biological process: biological process involved in interspecies interaction between organisms.
AUGCGUUCCCUCUUCCUGAUCAGUUUCCUCUUUGGCUUGGCUUGGUCCUUGCCGGAACCUCAGCUUUCGCCCACAUCCCCGGCACCUGGCAACGAAACCUCCGAUGAGGCCGAGGUACCUGCCUUCUCGCCCUUCAGUCUGGGCGAUGGCAAGUACGCCAUUGGCACCUUUGCCAAGGUGAACUGGUACCAGGCCCAGAUCACCUGUGCCGCCUAUGGGUACACGCUGGUGAGCAUCACCUCGGAGACUGAUCAGCGCAUCCUGCGCAAUUUCCUCUACACCUACGCCCGGAACCAGCAGGACCUUCUAGACGAUCCGCUCUGGACCUCCGGCACCGACCUGGCCAGCAACAACAACUGGGUGUGGUUCAGCAAGGGACGCGCCCUCAACUAUCGCAACUUCCAGAACGGAUACCCCAACAAUUACAGCCAGUGCCUGAGCAUCAACGGAAUCACAGGUCUCUGGGUGAACGAGGAGUGCAGCCAACAGCGCUACUUCGUUUGCGAGAAGCUUUGUCAACCUAUAUAAAUGGACAAAAUAUGUCCAAAACCCGAUUGGCGUUGGUAAUAAAAAUAUCAGCAAAAUAUGAGCAUUAAAAACUACAAA